Messenger RNA from Sebastes umbrosus (honeycomb rockfish), 1146 nucleotides. It is a transcript of the gene hsd17b3, whose product is annotated as hydroxysteroid (17-beta) dehydrogenase 3. The transcript is spliced from 11 exons. Lineage: Eukaryota; Metazoa; Chordata; Actinopteri; Perciformes; Sebastidae. Gene Ontology annotation, molecular function: testosterone dehydrogenase (NADP+) activity. Gene Ontology annotation, cellular component: endoplasmic reticulum. The record is from RefSeq and is a predicted model, not a curated record. Bases 103 to 1077 code for a protein of 324 amino acids.
UUUUUAUAAGUGAACCACUGAACUAAAAAGCAGAGCAGACACAAACAUAGAGAGGCUUAAAACCAGGGUUGUUGUUGUUGUUGUUGUUGUGCCGGACAAGCAAUGGAUUUAAUGGAAAUGUGUUUCAUCGCUCUUGGUGCUGCAGUUAUUGUCUGCUAUGGAGUGAAAUUGCUGCUCUUCAGUAGGAUGUUUUUUCCAAAAAGGUGGUUUCCACUGUCAAAGUCUUUUUUCACCUCUAUGGGAGAGUGGGCAGUGGUGACUGGUGCUUCAGAGGGAAUAGGAAGAGCAUAUGCAUUUGCGCUGGCUGAGCAAGGAAUGAACGUGGUAAUCAUGAGUAGAACUAAAGGAAUACUGGACCAGGUGGCCAAGGACAUAGGUGUCACCACAGGGCAGAAGGUGAAAGUGAUGGUAACAGACUUCACCAAGGACAACAUCUUCAGUGAAAUUGAGGAUCAGCUCAGGGACCUCAACAUUGGGGUUUUAGUCAAUAAUGUAGGCAUUCUGCCCAGCUUCAUCCCCAGCAAAUUCCUUGAGUCUGCAGAUCUGGACCAGACAAUCACAAAGGUGAUAAACUGCAAUGUGAAAACCGUGGCCAAGAUGUGCAAAAUAAUCCUUCCAGGCAUGGAGAAAAGGGGAAAAGGGGUGAUUGUGAAUAUUUCAUCUGGAAUUGCCUCUAUUCCAUUCCCCCUGUACAGCCUGUAUGCUGCCUCUAAGGUGUUUGUUGAACGAUUUUCUCAAGGACUUCAUGCUGAAUACAAAGAUAAAGGGAUUAUUAUACAGACGGUGGCUCCAUUUGGGGUCUCCACUCGAAUGGCAGAUUACCAACCAACCAACAUGGUGACUCUGUCACCAGAGGACUUUGUAAAAAGCUCCCUGCAGUACCUCCGAGCUGGAGACAAAACACAUGGCAGCGUCUGUCACAUAGUUCUGGGCUGGUUACUGCAGUCUAUUCCUCUCAAGGUCCUCUAUGCAGAGUCGAUGCUGGGCAGUUUACAAGACUAUGUCAAGACGAAAGCAGCACGGAAGAUACACAUCUCUGCUUCAAGUGCAACUUUUGAAAAUGGAAAAAAUAAAUAACCAGGAACAGCAACGCCAACACUUUUGGCUUGAAUAUUUCACACUGUAAAUCAAAUUAUAAUUAUGGAA